Racocetra persica is the source of this 207-nucleotide messenger RNA. The record is from the annotation of a GenBank genome assembly. Lineage: Eukaryota; Fungi; Glomeromycota; Glomeromycetes; Diversisporales; Gigasporaceae.
UUGGAAAAAUUGGUGUCAGAUGAUAAUCUUCAACCUGUUGUGUCUACUGGACAAAAGCGAAAAAAAAAAAUUUUAUCAUUAUCAUCAUUAUCAAAAAAGAAUAAAGAAUCGAUCGCUCCGCCUGUUUCAAAGAAGGCCAAAUCCUUCAGUGGUGAUGUGAAGGAUGACGAUCCAUUCAUAAGUAAGAAUAAGGUCGAAGGACCUACA